Messenger RNA from Anarrhichthys ocellatus (wolf-eel), 3152 nucleotides. It is a transcript of the gene nectin4b, whose product is annotated as nectin cell adhesion molecule 4b. Bases 476 to 2212 code for a protein of 578 amino acids. Lineage: Eukaryota; Metazoa; Chordata; Actinopteri; Perciformes; Anarhichadidae. The record is from RefSeq and is a predicted model, not a curated record. Gene Ontology annotation, cellular component: adherens junction. The transcript has 11 exons. Gene Ontology annotation, biological process: heterophilic cell-cell adhesion; homophilic cell-cell adhesion.
GCAGACAGGUGUAGAGGCUGAAACCUGUGUUGUAGGUAUAUCUCCCUGUGCGUGACAAACAAGCAGGUUUUUGUUUGGUUAACACACGCUUUACUUUUAUUUUCCGCGUUGGAUCAAAUAGCGUUUCAAGUUUCCACCUUCAGGCGUGUACCUUUACUUUGUCUGCUGAGUUCACGGUGCAGGCUCUGCAGAGGACUUUGCACAGGGAAUUAAGUUUAUGCAGUUUACAAAUUUCAACAAUAUUCAACCAGAGGACGACGCGUGGAGGAUUUUGUAUUUAGUAAGCAUCAUAUGUGUGAUUUGAAGAGGGAACACCUGUUGCACCUGCCCUCCUGCUGCGUGCUCCUCACCUUGCGUGCCGCUGGGCUUCCUGUGAGAUCUUAAAGCAGAUAUCGACCACGAGAACUUGAUAACCGCAGUGGCAACAGCUCAGAGAGGAAGGUGAUUCACACCAGCUUUUAUUUUGGGACUAAAGAUGGAGUUGAAGGGGCAAAGGGCAAAAUGUCUGGCGCUGCUUUUACUAGUUGCGGUGUGUGUGCAGGCGGACUUUGUGGAGCCUUCUCAGCCCAUCACCUCCCAGCGCUCCUUCGCCGAGAGCGAGACCAGGCUGCCCUGUCACUACCAGGUGGAGAAAGGGGAGAAGGUGGUGCAGGUCUCCUGGUACAAGGAGCUCCACGACGGCAGCAAGGACCAGAUCAUCACGGCCCACUUCGAGGACGGCCACACGGAGUUCGGGCGUUACUCCGGCCGGAUGAGGUUUGAGAGCGGGAGCCCCACGGUGAACUCGGCUCUGCUCAUCCCCAGCACAGAUGAGUCGGACAAGGGCAGCUACACCUGCCACAUCUCCACCUUCCCCAACGGAAACUUUGAGAGGCACAUCACGCUCGUCGUCUGGAUUUUACCCAUCUCCAACUUGGACCCUGUGCUCCUGGUGGAGGGCCAGUCGUACCGCGUGGCCGCCUCCUGUCGAGCCGUGGGCCGCCCGGCUCCCCGCCUCUCCUGGGACACCGACCUGCCGGGCCAGUCCCAGAACCGCACCAAAGAGGGCGGGUCCGUGUCCAGCUACUACUCCCUGCACCCUUUGCGCAGCAUGAACGGGAGAAAGCUGGACUGUCUGGUGUGGCAUCCCGGCCUGGUGCAGCCGCGCAGGAUCUCAAACCGCCUGGUGGUCCAGUACCCCCCAGACGCCACCAUCUCUGCUGGUACAGGGGACUGGUUUGUGGGUUUGGAGAAAGCUGAACUGGUCUGCGGCAGCGGAGGAUACCCCAAACCUCAGAACAUCACCUGGACAUGGAAAGGAGGAGCGGUGCCGGAUAGGGUGACUGUGGUGGGAGGAAAGCUGGUGUUUGGGCGGGCCCUCCGCAUGAAUGACAGUGGGGUCUAUGAGUGUGUGGCCAGGAACGACGUGGGAGUAGGAAAAACAGAUUAUAUGUUGACAGUAAAAGAGACUUCUCAACAGAAGGGCCCCAUCGAUAACCUGCUGCUGAUCAUCAUUGGUGCUUCAGCCGGAGCUUUGGUCCUGAUCCUGGUCCUGGUCGUCCUGCUGGUCAACCGCUACCAUCGACACAAAAACAAAAGGCUUGAGAAGGAGCUUAAUGAAAAAACGGAGGAAAUUCAAAGCUUCUCCAGACAAAACUCCUUCAGGAGACUAAACUCUGUCGGCACAGACCCCAGAGCACAGCCUGAAGAUUACGCUCUGCUCAGAGUAGACAGCCGGAUGAAAAACAGCCAGAUGUCUCUGGAACGACCCGUCUCCACUCUGAGCGGGAAGUGGGGGCCUCCAGCAGGGGUAGAGGUGGACGAACUGGGACGCCCCGUCGUCUGGGACGACGGCAGGGAGAGCCUGAGAGGAGCAGAGAUGGACAGAGAGAAAGAGGAGCGCAGGAGGAGGGUGGAGUCCUACCUGAAGAGCAGCAACAUGUCUCUGGACUCAGGUCUGCCCUCUUCCCUGGUUCCCCUGAAGGCCCAGCAGGACGAAGGCGUCGGGCCCACAGAGCCAGACCUGGGCCACGUCAGAGAGGGAGACCCCCCGCAUGGAGAGGACUGGGCUCCCACCCAGUCGGUGGACGAGGAACACGUGGACGACGCGAACAGCAGCCCCUACCAGCUCUCGGAGGCGCUCACCAAUCACUUCUACUACAGUAACGGGAUCCUCAGGCCCAGGCCACACUCCAACGCCAUCCUGCUGCACCCCAGAGGACAGAUCAUCUAGACCACAGACUCUCAUCCAAAACAUGAGAGGAGAGAAACGCCUGCAUUGAAACUGAUGUUAUCCUUUUUCAACGGGAUGUUUGUUUUGUACAAAUUGACUGCAGGGGGUAGUUGACCUCAAGAACGAUCCAAACUGUUACUUCUUGCAUCUGGAUAGUGAGUUUUUGUCUUUUUAUUCUCACCCUAUGAAUACAUUUUUGGGGCAUUUUAUGCCUUUAUUAGAUAGCCGACAGACAGCAGGAAAUAAGGUGAGAGAGAGAUGGUGACUGUCAUGCAGCAAAAGUACCCAGCCAGACAUGAACCAGAGAUGGCAGGGUGCCCCAUUUUUGGGAAGCUUUUGAUCCCGAUUAUUUAGCUGAUGGAGAAUUACAGUAGCAGGACGAGUUCUGCCUUUCACAAACAACCACGGAGUGUAAAUGAAAGAUAUUUCACUCCUUAAACAUGCACGGAAUAAAGGUUCCUGUUACACAAUGUUUACUCUGUUAUCUAUUAUCUUAUAUUGACAAAAACAGAGUCCCAAUUAAUCCUGACAAACACAAUCGGGUGCCUUGUUUACAUCAAAGACAUUCAGGGAGGAUCAUAUGGACAAGGACACAGUAAACUGUACUAUAGUGUUUGAUAUUUUCAGCUGGGAUGCACCUGCAGAUAAGAAGUAAGUGUGUGCAUUUUUGUAACUAUGUAUUAUGUAUACGUUUAUGAUUUUGUCAUUGAACAGCCACUGUAAAAAGGUCAAAAAGGCACCUGAACACAAACGGGGACAAAGUAAACGGGUGGAUGUUCAUGUAUACACAAAGCAAACUGGUCUCCAUGACCAGAUGUAAACCAUAUCAGUGUACAGCGAAGAACAGACUGGACCAAACGUGCAGAAGAUGUGUGUGUGUGUUCGUGUGUGUGUGUGUGUGUUCGUGUGUGUGUGUGUGUGUGUUCGUGUAAAUUGUUUA